Messenger RNA from Cloeon dipterum, 1493 nucleotides. RefSeq names its product Nucleoporin 62kD (gene Nup62). NCBI's taxonomy places the organism in Eukaryota, Metazoa, Arthropoda, Insecta, Ephemeroptera, Baetidae. The transcript is spliced from 8 exons. Gene Ontology annotation, biological process: RNA export from nucleus; protein import into nucleus. Bases 126 to 1421 code for a protein of 431 amino acids. Gene Ontology annotation, molecular function: structural constituent of nuclear pore; phospholipid binding. Gene Ontology annotation, cellular component: nuclear pore; nuclear pore central transport channel. The record is from RefSeq and is a predicted model, not a curated record.
GUCGCACAUCGCACAAAUUAUUGGCGGCGCCGUUUUCGUUGCCUGCACCCGUUAAGAGAUUUUGAAAUCGAUUAUAACUUCUGCGUUUCCAACUAGUUGAAAUUUUUAGCAAGAACAAGCGAGGAAUGUCUUUCAGCUUCGGCAACACUGGCUCUGCCGGAGGCUUCUCCUUUGGACAGCCUGCUACGUCGGCGGCUCCCGCGGCAACGACAGCAGCCCCUGCGAGUGGUUUGGCGUUCGGCCAACCCGCAGCAACAGCUACAGGCACCACCACCUUUGGAAUGGGCUCCUUCGGUGCUGCUGCAGCCAGUGCUGCCCCUGCAUCUGCAGCUGGAGGAUUUUCGCUGCCAGCCGCCACUCCAGCAACGGCCACAGCCGCCCCCACCUCAGUUGCCGGUGGCGGCUUUUCCAUCGACGCCGGGAAGUCAUCCCUAUUUGGCGGCAGCGGCCUCUCGUUCGGUGCCUCGACGCUGGCCGCGUCCGCAGUCGCCACCAGUAGCGCUCCUUCCCUUUCCUUUGGAGGAGCGGCCACCGCGACCGCCGCCACAGCCACCUCAGCACCUACCUUUGGAGGAUUCAGCAACCUAUCCGCCGCUGCGCCUGCGGCCAGCACUGCUCCCUCCCUCGCGCCUCAACCUGCGGCCGCAGCGGCGCCUUUGUUGUCCCUUGGGAACCUCCCGAAACAAACAACCGCUGCCGCAUCAGCCACGACCACAGCUACUCCAUUGUUGACAUCAGCGUUGUUUGGAGCCAAAACUACCUCAACUCAGGAGCAGACCUCAACCACAGCUACACCUUCCAGCACCAGUCUGACUACAGUACCAACAACUGUAGCCAGCUCGAAUCCCAAGCUCUCCUACUCGACCUUGGAGUCAGAAAUCAACAAGUGGGCCUACCAGUUGGAGGAGCAGGAGAACAUUUUCAUCCACCAGGCCACGCAGGUCAACGCUUGGGACAGACUUCUGCUUGAAAGUGGAGACAAGAUUACCGAGCUGAACAGCACAAUUGAGACUCUGAAGGUCGAACAGCAGAAGUUGGACCUGGAAUUGGAUUACAUUUCCAGCCUGGAGCGCGAACUUGAGGACAGCAUCGCUCCGAUAGAAACUGCCAUAUCCACAAUGCAAUUGGCCGAUCCAGAGCGUCAGCAAACGUACGAGAUGGCAGAAAACCUGGAUGCCCAGACCAAGCAAAUGGCCAAUGACCUGAAGAAGAUUAUUAACCACCUGAAUGUCAUCAACAAAGAGCAGGACGAGAACAAUCCUGUCGUUCAGGUGGGAAGAAUAUUAAAUGCACACAUGAAUUCGCUGCUCUGGAUCCAUCAGACAGCCACAGCCAGCCAGUCUCAAAUGGACGAGGCGUCGAAAGUGAUUGAUCUUCUAAAGAAGGAACUCUUGGACCAUUCUGCUCUACUCAAACAAUAAUUAUUUUCUGGAUUUAUGUUAACUUUAAUUAAAUAGUUUUUCAUCAGAGAAAAUACUAAGAAUUUGAUUCAA